AUGGCUCCACCCAUGAUGGAUGGCCCCUCUGGAUUCAUACUCCUAGGUCCAAGUCCGGCUGACGAGAUUGCUGCCGAGAUGGACAACACCAGCCUAAUUCCAAAGACUAGACCUUCACCACGGCUUUCUGCCAGCUCUAGCCAGCCUAGCAGGAGGUAUCUAAACAGGGAACUGGCUGCCCAAUUUGAGGACUUGAGGUCAGUAUCAAAAGUAGCAGCUCCACCACGCGACUUCGCCACACACAGAGAGCGCGCUGCAUCAACUAGACCAAGAGACAGUCAUUCUAGGGCGCCCAAGUUCAUUGCAGUCACAGAUCACUCUAGACGAGCAGAAACCUCGAGCUCUGCGACCAAAUCAACGCAGACUAGAUCUACCAGGACCCAACCACAUGAUGGCUCCUCUGACUCGGAGUCUGAAGACUCCAGCAAGACUUCCAAGCCUUCGAACUCAACACCAGGACCAUCUGGUCAUGGCAAGCCUUCUAUGCAGCCAGAAGGUUCUUCGGUUCGGGAGUAUGCAAGAUGGGCACAAUCACAGCUUGCGCGGUGGGCCGCAUCCUCCGCCUUACACUCGUCUGUGGCGCGUCCUGUGGUGGCAGACUUGGUGGCAGAGUUACAGGCCAAGGAGAAGCUCAAGAAGCACAAGCCUAGUUCAGAGGAAAGGACUGAUGGAGAGAAUGGCAGUGGCGGAACCAAGACCGGGGCCAAAGCCGAAGCCCGAAAGGGAGCCAAUGGAGAAAAACAUGCCAAGGGAGCUGGAGAGGGAAGCACACAGAAGAAGAAGAAAGACAGCUGCACUGAAAAUGGUGCUGAAUCCAGAAUAUGUGGUGUGCAAUGGAGUGAUGUGAAAUCUCCAGGGAAUGCGGAAGGGCUGGAGAGCAGUCGCCAAAAUGAGGCAAACGAGAAGGCAGCUGGGAAGCGACGUGCAGCCCGCAAGUAA
Messenger RNA from Rhipicephalus microplus (southern cattle tick), 939 nucleotides. RefSeq lists its product as uncharacterized. Gene Ontology annotation, cellular component: membrane. NCBI's taxonomy places the organism in Eukaryota, Metazoa, Arthropoda, Arachnida, Ixodida, Ixodidae. The record is from RefSeq and is a predicted model, not a curated record.